Messenger RNA from Heterotrigona itama, 1860 nucleotides. Lineage: Eukaryota; Metazoa; Arthropoda; Insecta; Hymenoptera; Apidae. The record is from the annotation of a GenBank genome assembly.
AUGGCGUACAAUAGAACAGAAAGAUUUCCAAAAAUAAUUAGUCAAACAUCUCCUAAGAUUGGGCCAGGAACUUACGACAUAUCGGACUUGCCUCCGCUUGAAAGACAUCUUGGUAUUAUAUUAUUAAGUAAUCUAAAAUACUUAGAAACAUUAAGACAUGAAAUUCUUCUGAUAGCUGACUUUCACCCCUUUCUCUCUGGAUCAAAGAGAAGAACGAUUACUAUACCAAGAGAUGCCGAAAGUUUACCAGGACCUGGCACGUACAAUACAAAGGAACCCCAUAUACGACAUAUACCUGAACGUAGUUUCCAAAAAUUAAAUUCUCCGAAAUUGAAUCUAGACAAGAAUCCGCGAUGUAUUGAUUUCACGGAUGCCAGAUUUAAGGAGAAGAUAUCCGAAGGACCAGGUCCACUUGAUUACCACGUAGCUACAGAUUUUAUUAAAUUGCGAAAAACAAGAUCUCAUCCUGGUGCCCGGAAAGGUCCCAUGGGCAAACUAUGGUUAACUCGACCCCCUCGUUCGAUUGUUCCCACCGCUACAUCGGUUCCAGAUAAAAACUACACAGGAUACAGUAUCAAUCAGUAUGGAAGUCUAGUAAAGAAUCCUCUUCUCAGGAAGAAACCAAUUUUCUUCUAUAAUGUUCCUCGAGAAGAAGCAAAUACGACGACAUUACUCUACAAAGGUAACUUUUGGAGCAGAAUGACAGGGAGGGAAGAGGCUCGACCCUCUUUGGCUCCGGGCCCUGGAGAUUACGAACAUGAAACCAAGAAAACAGCUGCUCAGAUUUACGACGAGAAAAUAAGAGAAGAGAGGAGAAUGACUUCUCGCCAAUCACGUUUCCUUGACACAUUGUACAGAAGAAAAACGAACGAAAAUUUUCCAGCACCGAAUGCAUAUAACAUAAAGGGCAAUUUUGACAAAGUCUUCAAGAUUGAUUGCAAGUGUGAUUCUUCUGUCACAGAACCACCUCCAUUUGGCCAAACUGCCAAGAGAUUCGAAGAUAAACUGGCAUCUGAUGUACCUGGUCCAGGUACAUACGAUCCACCUGUUCUAUUAAAAUGUACAGGAUCAAUUUAUCUUGCGCCAUUUGGCACCUGUGCUGGUCGUUUUCAAAAAGUUCCCGAAGACACUGGACCGGGACCUAGCGAUUACCAUUUGAGUGUCGGCAACUUAGCAUACGAGUCAGAGAAGCGAUGCAAGUAUGCUUUUUUGAGACAGACACAUCCACGGAGAUGUUUCGAAACAAUUUCUUUGUAUCAAGAUAUAGAAGAUUAUGAUGACGUGCGUUCUACAGAGAAAACCGAAGAAAAGAAGUGUGCCGUUUAUCAUGCUGCUUUUAAAUCUAAGACAACGAGAUUCCUUGAAAUCAGAAAGAAGGAUUAUCGAGAAUUGUUCUUUCUAUACGUAAGAAUACGUACGCAUGGUCCUUCUGCAGAUGGAAAUAAAAGUGUAUUGGAAACGAAGCGACCGGCGCCCCCGGAUCCUGGCGCUUACGACGUCUUAACGGCUUUCAGGGCAAAUCGUGAUAAAUGUGAUUUCCUCUGUCCCCGAUUAGCUCCUCCCUUCGGAACGCGUAGCAGCCGAUUGCCAAAGAGUCCACGUGACAUCGAAGACAUGCCAGAUCCGACGUACUAUAACCUGGCCAGCGACAUAUCAGAAAACGUGAGGGGCGGAGUGAUCCCCGAAUCUGAAAAGAUAGAAGAAAUUUCAUUCGCCCCGUCGCCAACUCGUUACUGCAUUCAUCCAUACCUUUCGUCGUCCAUUUCAAAGAGAUCGUUCAACGUCACCUUGGGUGAAUCUAAAGUUAUCACAAACUGGACGAAACAUGAGAAAGGGAAGAAAGACCCUCGUUGUCCCUGU